Molecule: messenger RNA, 1904 nt
Organism: Suillus paluster
Lineage: Eukaryota; Fungi; Basidiomycota; Agaricomycetes; Boletales; Suillaceae
Exons: 6
Coding region: 1-1761 (586 amino acids)
Source: RefSeq, a predicted model, not a curated record
AUGCGUUCUCAAUCCCUUCUGGCAGCUCUGAGCCUAGGCUCAGCAGCUCUAGCAUUGCAUGACCAAUUUCCAGUGAACACUGGCGAUCGACCCUUGGAUAUCGUCAAUUCGUACGCUGACAAUGCAUUCCCAUAUGAUAGUCCCAGCUCAAACUCUGAGCAAUGGAGAUUUGACAAAGGUCCUCCCGAGAACGCAACCGGGAACUUGAUCUUCGACACAGUCCAUUCAUUCUUGCAACACUGGCCGAAUACACGAUAUCGAAAUGGCAUGUUUUCGCCGCUUGCUGGCGCUCGAAGAAUUACUUUGCUUUAUCACGGCACCAAUAGCGACACGAUACCCACCGAGCCCGACUGGGUCGCUGCAGACCCAGAGCAUUCGAUCAUUUUCGCUUCUGGAAGAGAUGAGAGUGGCUGGCACCUCACGCUGGCAGCGACACGACCUCUUAAAGUGUUAUACUUUGAUGGCAGCAGUGCUGCCAAGGUAAUGGACGGUUCGCUGGAUAUCCAGUUCUUAGUAGCCUGGGGAGAUUCGAUACCGGGGCGAGUCAAUGACGGAGAUUUGAUUAAAGCUCUUUGUGCAUGGGGGAAGGAGUUUGGAAUCGACGGUUUCGUGAGGAUGGAAAUGGACUUUGAAGUGAUGUUGUGCGAUUUUACGGCCGGUGUCGAGGUCGUAUCUUUCCUGCAUGUCGUCAUACCAAAGGAUGAAAUGUCAUACCCUGACCCGGGCCCUCCUCCACUUGAUUCUGACAUCUGGAUUCGCAGCUUUGAAGUCAUGCAGUCUGGCUCAUGGCGCAAUCGCUACCCAGGAGAUUCGCGCAUCGUGCUCGACCUAACUGGUCUCAUCUCAUUGUAUGAUCCCUCGCUGGCACCUUCCCUCAUCCCGGUUCGCGCGGGUCGUGAACGAUGGGACCACCGCGUGCUCGGAAUAUCAUCAGAGGACAUCUCGCGGAUGAUGAUAAAGCUCACCGAAGUUGUCAGUCGACCAGACACGACAGGCAGCGGCAUUGACUGGAAGACCCUUUUCCACGCCAUCGUGGAUCGAUACGCGGAUCGACUCGAGUUGAUGCAGUAUAUUCUCAAUUUCGCCUCAUUAGACUCACAGGCAUUCCUUCAACGAGCGAAGCUGGCGCAGGCCCAGCUCCGCGUUAUGCUUACGCCAUAUUUAUUACGUUCUACCGUCGUUCCUAGCCAAGGCACUUCCGGCACAGACGCAUCGCAGUGGGCAUCCCCGAUCUUCAGGCACUGUGCCACAACGCACACUUCAGCGAUGAUAAACAAAAUACCCUUUAUGACGUCUUCGGAACGCUUACUGCUGAAAGCCGUCGAGGACACCACGCGCGAAAUCUGCCGUGUCACUACCAAAAUGUGGGCUAAUGGUGUGAUGAGCGGGCUCGAUCCCCUCUUUCGGGUGGAACGUAAUGGGGAGCUUGAAGUCACUCAAUUAAUGAACGAAUGGAGACAAGAAAUCCAUAAGCUGAUGGCUUGGUUAGACUGGAGCGUAUGGAUCAAAUGCCGACCCGCCUGCGGCCCACAGGAAAUGUGCUAUCUCCCUACUUGGCCAAUCAAUGCCCCCUUCCCGGAUGAUGAUCCACCUCCGCCUCCGCCUCCGGGAAUCCCACGGAACACUACGGAUGCUCCAGAAGAAAAUUAUCUUGCUGAUCUAGUGGGACCUCGGCCCGAGCGUCGAGCUGUCGCCGAUGCGCUUUUCUUCCUUGCGCCGGCGGCAGAGGAUUGGGGGAAAGCCUCAACCAAAAUGCAUUAGGCGCUUCCAGCCGUACGGAUUCUAAUCAUGCUCUCGAAGUUAUCUUAACGAGGUUCACGACUUGCAUUUCUGCUGAAGUUUCUGAACUGGUAUAUGUAUGCCAAGUGAUACAACAAAUGAGGGUAUACAAUACAGUUGUACCG